This is a messenger RNA of Pseudogymnoascus verrucosus, 360 nucleotides long. RefSeq lists its product as uncharacterized. The transcript is spliced from 2 exons. The coding region runs from base 1 to 360 and encodes 119 amino acids. NCBI's taxonomy places the organism in Eukaryota, Fungi, Ascomycota, Leotiomycetes, Thelebolales, Thelebolaceae. The record is from RefSeq and is a predicted model, not a curated record.
AUGACCGUAAGUCGCCUCGAGACUCUACCAAUAGAGAUUUGCCGCAUUAUCAUUGACUUUAUCACGACCUGGACCGUCAAAGAUUUGUCUUGUACGAGCAAAUGGCUGAGAGAGGCAUGCUUGCCGGCCCUCUUCCGCCAUGUCGAGUUUCCAUUCUCAGAGGCCGGAUUCGACGGGCUCAAGAGUCUCGUGAAGUCAGAUGCUCAUUAUAAUGUCGUCUCCUUUACUUACGUAGUCCCGGAACUACCGAAGGCUGAUUUCGAUAGUUUCAAGUUUGAUCUGUUGACUCCUGACAGCUACGUGGAAACAGCGAAAGAAUUGUACGAUGCGGGUGAUGAUGCAGAUGAAAGCCCUUCAUAG